Molecule: messenger RNA, 1095 nt
Organism: Entelurus aequoreus (snake pipefish)
Lineage: Eukaryota; Metazoa; Chordata; Actinopteri; Syngnathiformes; Syngnathidae
Product: keratin, type I cytoskeletal 13-like
Exons: 6
Coding region: 1-1095 (364 amino acids)
Molecular function (GO): structural molecule activity
Source: RefSeq, a predicted model, not a curated record
AUGGCCUCCUUCUCCAACCGCAGCUACACUAUGUCCUCCCGUGUCAGCAACCUGGGCGCCGGCAGCGUCUACGGUGGCGCCGGUGGCUCUGGGGUCCGCGUCUCCAUGGUCAAAGGUGGCGGCUUCAACCUCGCCAACGAAACGGGCGUCUGUGCCAACGAGAAGUUCACCAUGCAGAACCUUAACUACCGGCUAGGAUCCUACCUGGAGAAGGUACGUAGGCUGGAAGAAGCCAACAGCGAGCUGGAGCUGAAGAUUAGAAACUUCUUGGCGAGCAAAAUAGGGCCAGCGGAGCAUGACUGGACCGCCUUCUAUGUUCGGAUCAAAAGCCUGCAAGAAGAGAUUCAAAAUGGCGCUCGUGCAAAAGCUGCAAAGAUUCUUAGCAUCGACAACGCCAGGCUGGCCGCCGACGACUUUCGUGUCAAGUGCGACAAUGAGGUUGCCAUGCGCCGAUCCGUUGAGGCCGACAUGGGCGGGCUGAAGCCGGUUUUAGACGAGCUGACCCGGAGUCGCACCGACCUGGAAAUGCAGGUGGAAGGAUUGAUGGAGGAGCUGACCUACAUGAAGAGGAACCAUGAGGAGGACCUGCGCGCCGUGCGGUCGCAGUUAGGCGGCCAAGUCGACGUGGAGGUGGAUGCCGCCCCUCAGGAGGAUCUCUCUGCCGUCUUGGCCGGAAUCAGAGAACAUUACGAGAACGUCGCCUCAAGAAACCAAAGAGACCUGGACAAUUGGUUUCAGGCUAAGAUGGCCGAGCUCAACAAGGAUGUGGUGACGAGCACCACGACACUGCAGACGUCCAAGUCUGAGAUCGGAGAAUUGCGAAGAACUGUGCAGACCCUGGAGAUCCAACUGCAGGCAGAGAUCAGCCAGAAAGGUGCUCUGGAGGGAACACUGGCUGAGACACGUGGUCGCUACGCCAACAUAUUGCUAAGCUACCAGAAGCAAGUAGGGAUCCUGGAAGGGCAACUGGCUCAGCUGAGAGCAGAACUGGAGAACCAAAAGGUGCAAUUUGGUGAGCUGCUGGACAUCAAGACCCGACUGGAGCUAGAGAUUGUUGAGUACCGCCGGCUGCUGGAUGGCGAGAGUGCCAGGUGA